UUCAACGGUCGAAUUUUUCAAAUACACCCAAUUCUGCAACUUUUCACUCUAGCUUCUUCACUCCACAAUUUUAAAAUCCUCUCCAUUUUCUCAAGAUAAGGUCCUAGAAUCUUCACCAGAGCUGCUGAAUUGUUGCAAUAAUAAACAUUCUCAUCGAUUUUGGGUUAAUUUUUCAGCUAUCUGCAGGAGUAGUUCGAUUAAAUGUCGGCAGGCGAGAAGAAGAUGCUUACCCUGACGGAAACAACAUGUGGUACUCUUCUGAAUGAACUGCAGAUAAUAUGGGACGAGGUGGGGGAAUCUGAUGCGGAAAAGGACAUAAUGUUGCUUGAGCUCGAACGAGAAUGUUUAGAGGUGUAUAGGAGAAAAGUAGAUCAAGCAAACAAGUGUAGGGCUCAACUGAGGCAAGCAAUUGCUGAUGCUGAGGCCGAGCUUGCUGCCAUCUGCUCUUCAAUUGGUGAGCCUCCUGUACAUAUAAGACAGUCUGAUCAAAGCACUGGAAGUUUGAAGGCUGAGCUUAGAGCAAUCCUUCCACAAAUAGAAGAGAUGAGAAAAAGGAAAUCUGAUAGGAAAAACCAAUUUAUAGAGGUGAACGGUGAGAUACAGAGUAUAAAGAAUGAAAUAUAUGGUGGAGGUUAUGCUUCGAAGGAUGCGGCAGUGUACGAAACUGAUUUAUCUUUGAGAAAGCUUGAAGAACUUCACGUUGAGCUGCAGGCACUCCAAACUGAAAAGUGUGAACGUCUGAAGCAUGUCCAUGAGUACCUUAAUUAUUUGUACUUGGGCUGCUCAGUGCUUGGUUUGGAUUUUAAGGAAACUGUCAGUGUGAUUCAUCCAAGACUAGGGGAACCUGAAGGAAAAGACAUCAGCAACGGUACCAUUGAACAAUUGAGGACUGCUAUACAAAGAAUGCAGGAGGUUAAAACACAGAGAAUGCAGCAGUUACAAGAUCUAGCAUCUUCAUUACUGGAGCUUUGGAACUUGAUGGAUACACCAAUUGAAGAGCAACAGAUUUUUCAGAAAGUUACCUGUAAUAUAGCUGCUUCAGAAGAUGAAAUAACAGAGCCUGGCAUGCUUUCUGUCGACUUUAUUAAUCAUGUCAAGGCUGAAGUUUCUCGACUGGAGGAGCUGAAAGUAAGCAAAAUGAAGGAACUUGUGUUCAAGAAGAAGGGAGAGCUUGAAGAUAUUUGUAAGAAAACACAUUUAAUUCCAGAAUCAGAUAGUGAGGUUGAUUUGGCUAUUGAAGCUGUUGAAUCUGGAGCUGUUGAUGCCUCUUGUGUGCUUGAACAAAUUGAGCUCCAGAUAUCUAAAGUCAGAGAAGAGGCUCUAAACAGGAAAGACAUACUUGAAAAGGUUGAGAAGUGGAUGGCUGCAUGCGAUGAGGAGAGCUGGCUUGAGGAGUAUAAUAGGGAUGACAAUCGCUACAGUGCUGUGAGAGGUGCCCAUCUUGUUCUGAAACGUGCCGAAAAAGCUCGUGUUCUGGUCAACAAACUUCCCGCAAUGGUGGAGACAUUGGCUUCAAAGACCACUGCGUGGGAGAAAGAGAAUGGAGUCUAUUUUACCUACGAUGGCGUUCGUCUGCUUUCUAUGCUUGAAGACUACAUGACUUUGCGGCAAGAAAAGGAAUUAGAGCGCAAAAGGCAGAGGGACCAGAAGAAGCUUCAGGGGCAGUUACUUACUGAGCAGGAGGCUCUUUAUGGUUCCAAACCAAGUCCUAUGAAGAACCAGAGCGCGAAGAAAGGCGCCCGAUUGUCCUGUGGUGGUGCUGCAACCGGAAGGAGACUUUCCCUUGGUGGAAACAUGCUACAGACUCCAAGGCAUGAUAUGCCUCCUCCAGCAAAAGCUACUCCUGUCACUCGCAACGCCAAAAAGAGUCAACGUAUAACUCACGACGCUCUCAAGGAUGACGGAUUUCAAACACUCUCCUCUGGGAGGAGAGGUUUAGACCUGGUCGGGCUUCCUGUAAACCAGCAAUCUCGAGAAAUAGAAUUUCCCUCGCCCAUGAUGCGAAAGCCGUUCUCUCCCAUUUCAUCCACGGACUCAUCAAGGUUGAACGCCACAAACAUUUUAGGCGACAUCAACCAGAAACAUAACGAAAUGUUGCAAAAGAUGCUCACAAGCAACAACAGCACCACACCAUUCACCACCCCCGAAGCAGAGAACAUAAUGCCUCAAGCAGCCUCAACACCCUCCACCACAUUGCCUAUCCCAAUGCACCUGGCUAUGACGCCAAUGCAGAAGCCCGUGUCAUCCGCAACGCUGCAGAUGGCCGCCAUCACACCAGCAAAGGCAGCCGAGGAGGAGAUAGAGUACUCGUUCGAGGAAAUGAGAGCCGGAUUCGUGCUGCCUAGAUCACAUCUAGUGAACUUGAUGAUGCAAGUAUAGUAACUUGUGAUGAUCACACAAUCUGUAUUCAUUUUUGUAUCUUGGUGUGAUAAAAAUUGAUUUCUAUUGCAUUGUACAUAGUCCACGAACAAGUAGACAUGGACUAGAAUCUUGAAUCUAAGUAGAUUCAAUCUUGUAAGAAUAAUUCCUGAUACCUUUUGUCUGGUUGUUAACUUUAGUAAUGAUUUUGUCUUGAUA
Salvia splendens (bonfire salvia) is the source of this 2577-nucleotide messenger RNA. RefSeq names its product 65-kDa microtubule-associated protein 3. The record is from RefSeq and is a predicted model, not a curated record. Gene Ontology annotation, cellular component: cytoplasm; spindle. Bases 202 to 2379 code for a protein of 725 amino acids. Gene Ontology annotation, molecular function: microtubule binding. The transcript has 13 exons. Lineage: Eukaryota; Viridiplantae; Streptophyta; Magnoliopsida; Lamiales; Lamiaceae. Gene Ontology annotation, biological process: microtubule cytoskeleton organization.